Trichomycterus rosablanca is the source of this 1810-nucleotide messenger RNA. RefSeq names its product leucine rich repeat containing 39 (gene lrrc39). The record is from RefSeq and is a predicted model, not a curated record. Lineage: Eukaryota; Metazoa; Chordata; Actinopteri; Siluriformes; Trichomycteridae. The transcript has 8 exons. Bases 395 to 1333 code for a protein of 312 amino acids. Gene Ontology annotation, molecular function: protein binding.
AGGCUCUGUGGGAGACCAGGAUAAAGAAAAGCAAAGAGGAUCUGAAGAGAGAGAAGGAUCAGAAAGACAGAGCGGCUGUAGGGAGGUCCUGGUGCUCCGGUUUCUUCCCACAAUGCAGCCAAUUUUGAGCUACUAAAAAUUACCGUGUGAAUGUGUGUGUGCUCGGUGAUGGACUGAUGAGCGUUCCUGCCUUCUUCCAAUAAAUCGGACCCAUUGCCAACCUGACCAUGAUAAAGCGGUGGUAAAACAGACAAUAAAUGAACUUAACCAUUAGGAGUUUGUCCACAUACUGUAAUUUUGGCACUGUAGUGUAUCUGGUCAAUAGUAGCCAUUAUCCCAGUAUGAAUUUGGACUAUAAAAUCACUAAAAAUGAUAAAUACACAAAUCAAUUUCCAUGUUAAACAUUUGUUUGUCAUUUAGGUUGGCAGGGGCAUGGGAGGACCGGAUUACCCUGGCCAAGCUGAAGGAAAAAGUAGUGACGGAGGAUGGGCGGGUCAUCCUACGCAUUGAAAAUGAAGAGUGGAAGACUCUUCCUGCAGCUCUGGUUCAGCUCUGUCAGAUCCAGGAGUGGCAGCUUCAUCGUACCGGGCUUCAAAAAAUCCCACACUUCAUCUCCAGCUUCCAGAGCCUCAUCGUGCUCGACCUGUCCCGGAAUGCCAUCACAGAAAUACCUAAAGAAAUCGGUAAGUUAACCCGGUUACGAGAACUGCUGGUGAGUUAUAACAGGCUGAACCGUGUUCCUGAUGAGCUGUGCAGCUGUGAGAGUUUAGAAAAACUGGAACUGGCAAUGAACCGGGAUCUGGAUGAGCUGCCACAACAGUUAAGCAAUCUGAAGAGACUGCAGCAUCUGGAUCUUUCCAUGAAUCAGUUCACCACGAUUCCAGACUGUGUGGUGAGUCUUCCAGCUCUCGAGUGGUUGGAUAUGGGUGGAAACAGUCUGGAGAGUUUACCAGAGGACAUCCACAGGAUGGAGAAGCUGCACACGUUGUGGCUCCAGAGAAAUGAGCUGGAAUAUCUACCGGACAUCAUCAGCCGCAUGCAGAACCUGGACACGCUGGUGCUCAGCAAGAACAAGCUGAAAGACAUUCCUCCACUUAUGGAGGGCAUGACCAAUCUCAGGUUUGUGAAUUUCAGAGACAACCCGCUGACCUACGACGUGACCCUGCCCGAUCCAAAGGAGGACGUGGACGAGGAGGAGAGCGACAGGGAGAUGUUCGGCCGAGAGUUUAUGCACCAUUACAUCCACGAGGCUCGCAAAAGAGGCUCUCAGACCUACACGUCAGUGCUAAAUGUAACGCUGGAUGGCGCGCUAGAGGUGCCACCUACGUUGUGAUUCAGUCCUGCAUGCUGACGGCUAUUUGUCCUGCUGUCCUACGUCCAGAUGUUCCCGUCCCGUCCUGCACAGCUGUGUUGCGCCGGUGGAGUACUGCGCGCUGUUUCGCUUUCUGUGCCGUUUCCACUGCUUCUGUCUUGAAUGUGUUUAAAUGUGUAAAAAGAAUCGAGAUCAAAAGAAACUUGAAACACGCUCCUGAGUGUUUGGUCUUCGUUGGAUGUGUGUUCGGUCUGGAUGUUUUUAUUGGGGAACGGCAGUCAGGAGCACGUUCUCUAGAGACACGUCUCUGCUGGUGUAGUACCUAAGGCUGGAUUUGAAUCCUUUCUGCUGGAGGUAAUGCAGCCUGCCGUGAUCGAUCAGCAGCUUGCAGAGGCGUCCGACGUGCUCGCGCUCGUCCGCUGAAACCAGCGCACUGCAGGAACAGAAUAGUUCAAUCAUCAAACCAUUAUUAACAUAGGAAGGUUAAUUAAAAUGUAA